Plasmodium vivax (malaria parasite P. vivax) is the source of this 5496-nucleotide messenger RNA. RefSeq lists its product as hypothetical. Lineage: Eukaryota; Apicomplexa; Aconoidasida; Haemosporida; Plasmodiidae. The transcript has a single exon. Bases 1 to 5496 code for a protein of 1831 amino acids. The record is from RefSeq and is a predicted model, not a curated record.
AUGGACGGGUUUGAUGAAGCGAAAAUGAAACAGCUGCAGCUGUUGAAGGAAAAAAUGAAAAUCGCCAAGGCACAGAAAGUGGAAGAAGUAAAAAAAAACGAAGACGUCUUCUCCCUCUCGCAUGAUGUGAAAAAUGUAAGAUCGUUCGAGACGCAAGAUGUCAGAUUUAACAAAAUAGGAAAAAAAAUAUUCGAUGCGUUUACGCCCAGUAAGAAGGUAACACACAUUAAGGGGACGAGUAGUAGGUACCCUUUUCAGCAGGCCAAAAGUGGAAAUGCUAACUUCCCCUUUAAGGCAAAGAAUGGCCUGAUCAAAUUGGCAAACGAGUCGAACGCGUUUGAUACGCCGCUAACAUUUGAGGAAGUGAUGCGAAGAAAAAAUGAAAAGAAAAAAAAAGAACUGGAGAGAAGCGGGCAGAAUGGCAUGGUGGAGGACAUGCUCAAUAGUGUAAGGCAGUUUAAUUUGAGCGACGACCGGGAGGACAAAAAUGAGGAGGAGCAGCCCGGCCAGGCUAACCACGCCAACCAGGCAAACCAGGCAAACCAGGACAGCCGCUCAACCAGCGCCGAUGUGUACCACCACACCUACAGUGGCAGCCCCCCGAGGCCACUGCACGAAAAGGCUACAAACGAGCAGGCCAUUAGCGGAUACGCAGCGGACAACAAUCAACCAAUCAACGGAAGCAUCUCCAAUAACAGCAGCUCCUUUGGCGUGGACGUAGUGAGGAACAACCAGCCUCUUUCACAUGGUAUAAAUUCCUUCAGUAAUUAUUUCUCACCCCAGGUGGGUAAAGGUCAGGACGCUGCCCAAAAGGGUGCGGAUCUAAACAGGACCGCCCCUCACGGUGCAGAUUUGAACAGGACGGCCCCUCCUCAGGGUGCUAACCAUGGGGGAGGUCCUCUCAGCGAGAGCUUCCCAGGUACCUUCGAUGGAAGUGGAGCGACCAGUUUGUUUGGCAGUCGUGGAGACCUAAGCAGUCGAAGCGGUAGUAACAUUUUUGGGGGCAGCCUAGCCAAGCUAAAUCAGCCUAGCUUUAACCAAACGGUUAACAUUCCCAGUUCAGGCCAAGGCCCAAGUAUCAGUCAGCACAAGGGGAACCAUAGCAGUAUGAUGAUGGCUCCCUCUGCUAGCAAUGGCGGCAAGGGGGAGGUCCGGGGGGAGAGCGCCCACAGCCUGUUUCAGAGCAGUAGAAAUAGCACUCUCGGAGCGAGUAACAUUUUCGGCAUGCAUAACGCGCCUAUUGGGGGUAAGCACCAACCUGGGGGGAAUAACGCUCUUGUACCCCCCUCUCCAAACCAAAGCAUCGAAGCGAGUUCCCUGUUCGCUCGCAACGAUGGAAACAGUAAUGGAAGCAACACGGGCAGUCUUUUUAACAAUUCCUUUAGCGGCCACAAUUUGAACAGCACGCGGAACGCGCCAGAUUCAGCAGGCAAAAGUGGCCUCUUCAACAACACCAGUGAUGGUAGCGGGGGCAACCUUUUUGGGAAAGCGAGAAGCAACGCGCAGCUGUUUAGUGGCAGUGGGGGGAUCUUCGGGAAGGCCAGCAGCGGCACCACGAACUUGUUUGGAAUUGCCCCUAAUGAGAGGACCCCCUUUGGGAGCGCCGCUAAUGAGAUGACCCCGUUUGGGGGCGCUACUAACGAGAAGAACCCAUUUGGAAGCGCCGCUAACGAGAAGAACCCAUUUGGGAAUGCCGCUAAUGAGAACCCACCCGAAAAGGCCAACAGCGGAAAAGGCAUUUUCGGGAACGCCCCAGGGAGCAGCAAACCCUUUGGAAACGCGGCGGGCAGCGGCAACCCCUUCGGAGCCCCCCCCAGCGGAAGUAACAUUUUUGGAACCCCCGCGAAUGCCAGUAGUAGCCUUUUUGGGAAGUCGUCCGGAGGAACCAACCUCUUUAACAAAAGCGGAGGUGCCAGCAGCACGAGUCAGUUCGGCAGCGCGAAUGCCAGUAGUAGCCUUUUUGGGAAGCCCCCCGUGGGCAGCAACAUUUUCGGCGGCAGCAGCAGUUUGGUGAGCAACGUGAGUAGUGCCUUGAAUGGCGACGGGGCGGUGUUGGCCGACGCGCAGAGCACCCCCGCCAGCAGGUGCGGCGCCCCUGGGGAGGGCCCCCUGAAUACCAGCAGCAAGUUAUUAAGUGACGGUCCCACGGGUAGCGGCGGUGUGGGCCUUCCAAUCAGUAGCGGCGUCGUGGGCCUUCCAAGCAUCAGCGGCAACCGCUUUGGCCUCCCCAGCAGCGGCAAUGUUGGUUUUCUAAGCAGCGGCGGAAGCGUCCUCACGAAAGGAAUGCCAAACAGCAGUGAGGUCAACGCAAGGGUUAUGAAGUUUAAGAAUACCCUAUCGAACAUUAAGAACAAAAGAUCUGGAGGUCCGAACGAACCGAUGGCAGGUAGUAGCGGGGAGAGUGAAGCUCAAGUGGAUCCAACGCAGGUGGGAGGUUUCCCCAAUAUGAGUGAACAACAACCCCCUGGAGAGGGUCCACUUGGGGGGGAAAAAAAUGGCGCAAACGAACAAUCAGAACCACUGCAAUUCCAAAAUGUGGAGCAAACAGGAGACUGCAAUAAUGACGUGGCUGCUCAACCAACAAACGAUAGCCACGUGGGAGAAGCAGCCAAAGGAAAUCUCGACAGUGAAAAGGAAGAGGGCACGACCAUUCGAAGGACCUUCUCAAGUUAUUUUAACACUUUCAUUCCGUCGAUAUUUUCGAGCCCUAGUAAGCCAGCCGCAAAGGAGGAGUGCCCCAAAGGGGACGCCUCCGCUGUGGAGAAGACAAACCAUGAGGAGGUAAAAACAGACCAUUUGGAGGCGAAGACAAACAAUGAGGGGGCAAAGACAGACCACGUGGAGCUGAACAGAAGUGCCCACGCUAGUCCGCUUCCUAAUGAUGCGUCGGAGGGGGAGAAGCCGGACGCAAAUCCCCUCUGCAGUGACAAGGAGGGAGAGGCGAAGACAUUCUUUAGGGCCACCCCGUUGAGGGACCCCCCGAAUGGAACUCUCUCCUCUCAACCCGAUGGUGGCAACACGCUGAUGAGCAGUCGCAACAAUGCUUUAUUAAAUGGUGAAAAAACAAAUGAACCGCUACAGUUCAAUCCGUUUGUUGAUUCUGACCACCCGAACAGUAGCAACCACGAGGCGCCGUCGUUUAGGAGCCAAAACGGGACAGGCAGUCACGCCGUAGGAGAGCCUCAGCAGAUGCAGAUGCACAGCAAGGAGGCAGCCAAAGUGUUAAAUCUCCCGUUGGACGUUAAUCAAAACUGUGCUGCGAACCCCCUCAGUGGUGAGGAUAACAAAACGGGGAGUUUAUUCAGUCACGCUGCUGGUGGUUCAGUUAAUGCCCCAAUUAUGGGGUCCCACCCAGGGGUGGAAGGCAGUAGACACCCCACGGUGGGGAUUCCCUUUUCCAACGCAAAUGUUGGACGUGGUGCAGAUAAGGUUGGGACAUUACCCCGUUCGGCAGCCCCCGCUUUGAACUCGACUUCUACUAGGAGCUUCCUCAUGAGUAGUGCCUCCGAAAACGUUCUAAGCGAACGCAACAACAGUAGUGCCGCGUUCAACGGGAGCAGUAGGGUCGACGAACCCAGGGGCAUCUUCCAGAAGGACCCAAGUCACAACCACCUGAUUGAAGUGGCCAAUGGAGACAGCUUGGAAAAUAAGGAGCAGCUCGAAAAAAUGAACCAAAUAUAUAAAAACAUGAGUUGCAUAAAAAAAAAUAUAAGCUAUAUUAAUAAGUACGUCCCGUCGACCAUUGAAGGUGUGGGCAACUAUCUGCAUGAGAGCAUCAACUCGGUGCAAAACUACGACGCUUUGUCUAGUGCCAACCGAACGUGUUUAGAAAAAAUGAACGCACCGAGUAGUUCCGCACAGUCAAAUAAGGAGCUAAAAAAUAUGAUAAACGAUUUGAAUAAGCAAAUGGGGAGAGGUGGUGGACCUUCUGGGGGGGAAGACGACAGGGGGGGAGUCCCACUCGGCAAGGUGAAGGGAUCACCCUUUUGUAGCCCCUUUAACAGAGCAAACCAGGGGGAGAUGACACAUAACGCGAAAGCAGGAGUGAUUGGUUGCGCUCCAGAUGGAGGAGGCCCUUCCAAAGGCUACCCCAUUUUUAACGCCACGGGGAAACACACCCCUGGGGGCAAUUUUGUAAACACGAAUUUGCUAACCCCCAGAGAAAAAUUAAAAUUAAUAAAUGAGACUUCCAAAGAAAUUGCAACGAAUGAAGAAUCCGAUAUGGACGAGAAAAUACCUGAACAUGUUCAGAAAAUUAUGGAAAGGAGAGAAUAUUUUAAAACAAAAAAUAAGUUAACAAAUAGUGACUCAAAGAAAAGCAUCGGAGUGAAAAAAAUUAAACCAUUUGUCCCAUCAGAGUGUAGCGAAUCUUUUAGGAACACCUUCUACACAAAUGAUAAUAGCAAAAAUAAGAAUAAUGUUUUCUCCCUACAGAAUUUAAGUAGUAUGCAUAUUUUGAGUCCCAACCAGAGGAGUAGUAGCGGUGCGGCGAGUGGCAACAUUAUGGGCAUCGUGCAGAGGGGACUGAAUAACAGUGCGCUUGCCCCCCUUGGGGGAGAGGCUCCGCAUAUGAUGAACAGUGCCGAUCAUUUUAGGAUGGAGAGCAGCUCAAACAACGGUGCUGCCGCUAUACGCGCUUAUCCCACGGUGGAUGACCGCAGCGCCAUUUUUAAGGACUCCCCAGAGGAGAAGCAAAACAGAAGCGACACACAUAGUAGCAGCAGUGCGAAUUUUUUUAUAUAUAAAAAUAUGCCCCCUUCGUCGAGUAACACCAUGAUGGGUGGCGCCUUUGCGAGUGAAAAUGCACAGGAUGGCUAUAACCCCUUGGCGCCAACCAACAAUUUUAACAGUGCAUCUAAUUCAGGCGAGUUAACCAACAGGGUGAAUGUCGGUGGGCGAGGAGGUGAAACCAAACCGUCGGGAGAAUCCCUCAUCAAGAUGGAAGAAGAGCUAAACAGACAAACCGAUUUUAUUUCGAACAUUUACUCAAGUUUAGGGAAAAAUAAUUUUAUUUACGACAACCGCGGGGGGAUGGACUCCACAGAUGAUAAGCAGAGAGGUGAUCAUGGGGACGAUGGAGUGGACCCCGCGGCCACCAACACGGAUGAUGCCCCAUUGAGGAAGAGAAGCCUUGACAGCAUCAGUCGCGCCCACCACGAGAAUGAUGACGCACGUGACGAUGAGUCAAACCCUCUCGAUAACGUCGAAAAUGGAGAUGACGACGAUCCCACGGGCGCUCAGAAGAAAAAAAGGAAAUUCGGUCCCAAUGGAAUCAACGAGGAACUGCUCCCAAAGGAAAACAGAUGCAUUGACAUAUCCAACUGUGUUAAAGAGAUUAGGGACUCCAGGACGCUGGCGGACAUUUCGGCCAACUUGAGCAAGUACACCGUGGAAAGCGAGCGAAUUCUGUGCGACAUAAUUAACGACACGUUUAAGAUGUCGCUGAAGAUUUCCUCGCUGAGCGAUUUGCCCUUUCUCUUCGAGGACUUCCCGUGA